CAUUUCAUUUUUAACAGCCCCUGCUCUGCAGCAAGUUGGCAGAUAAUGCUUCUGAUUUUUGGUUGGCAUUGCCCCUAGUUCAAGCAUUGCUUCCAGCACUUCGUCCUAGUAUCAACAGUAGUGACCCAAUUGAUGAAGAUUUGUCUCUGUGGAAACAACCUUUUGUACAGAAAGCUCUGUCCCAGAUUGUUGGGACUUCGUCUUCAUCAGUUUAUCGUCCUCUGCUUAGUGCUUGUGCAGGUUACCUAUCAUCAUUUUCACCAUCAAAUGGGAGGGCUGCAUGUGUGCUCAUUGAUCUUUGCUCUGGUGUAUUGGCUCCAUGGAUGCCUCAAGUGAUAGCCAAGAUCGACUUAGCACUUGAGCUUUUGGAGGACCUUUUGCCUGUAAUCCAGGGCACCCACCACUCAUAUGCUCGUGCACGUGCAGCCCUUAAAUAUAUUGUCUUAGCUUUAUCUGAGGUUAUGGAUGAUAUUUUGGUCAAAUAUAAGGAUGCUAAGCACCAAGUGCUUUUUCUUGUUGAGAUGCUAGAACCGUAUCUCGAUCCUGCAAUAACCCCUGCACAGAGCAUUAUAGCCUUUGGGAACGUUUCUUCAGUUGUCCUUGAAAAUCAAGAGAAAAAUUGUGCUAUUGCGUUAAAUGUGAUUCACACAGCUGUACUCAAGCCUGCUGUCCUUCCCUCUCUGGAAGCUGAGUGGAGGCACGGAUCAGUUGUUCCAAGUUAAUAGAAGGAUGCACAAGUCUUUCUUGAAACAUUGAGUUUCUUUGUUGGAACUACUUCAUUCUAUGUCCUGUUUUAUAAUUCAGAACUUAGCCCCUCUUGAUUCUGCACUGUUUUGAUUUUAUGACUGAUUUUUUUAGCAUGUUCAAAUACUUUACUUCCUUUUUGGGGCUUGUAUCAGUUAAUUGAUGUAACAGUGCCAUUAAUUGCUUUUGUAUCCUGUUUUAUGUAAUGCCAGCUUUUGAAAGUUGCGAAAUUGCAA
This is a messenger RNA of Solanum tuberosum (potato), 980 nucleotides long. RefSeq lists its product as uncharacterized. Bases 324 to 722 code for a protein of 132 amino acids. The transcript has 7 exons. NCBI's taxonomy places the organism in Eukaryota, Viridiplantae, Streptophyta, Magnoliopsida, Solanales, Solanaceae. The record is from RefSeq and is a predicted model, not a curated record.